Molecule: messenger RNA, 865 nt
Organism: Aspergillus aculeatus ATCC 16872
Lineage: Eukaryota; Fungi; Ascomycota; Eurotiomycetes; Eurotiales; Aspergillaceae
Product: cell wall mannoprotein 1 family protein
Exons: 1
Coding region: 122-703 (193 amino acids)
Cellular component (GO): extracellular region
Source: RefSeq, a predicted model, not a curated record
CAGAGAUAGAUAUAAAGGGAAGAUCAUCCAUCAACAUCAAGCAUCCCUCAACAAUCAACACCCACCAUCCCACCGCACUUCAAACCAAACCACACCCACAGUUUCUUCAAUCAAAACCAGAAUGAAACUCUCCAUCCUCUCCGUCCUAACCCUCAGCCUCGCCGCUGGCACCCUCGCCGCGCCCACCCAAGUCGCAGAGCGCGACCUCCCAACCAUCAGAGGCGUGCUGUCCGGGAUCGGCACCAAGGUCGACGCGCUGGGAACGGCCAUCCAAGCCUACGGCGGCGGCGACGUGGCCAAGGUGCAGCAGGCGUCGGACAACCUGGUGACGGCGAUCAACAGCGGCAACGCGCAGGUCAGCGGCACGGGGGCGCUCAGCUCCGGCGACGCGCUGGGCCUACCGGGCCCCGUCAACGACCUCAAGAACAAGAUCGCCGCCGUCAUCACCAAGCUCGACGGCAAGAAGUCUCUGAUUGUUCAGGCUGGCAAGGGCGCCCAGACCUACAAUGAUCUCACCCAGCAGAAGGCCGCCGCUAAGCAGCUGUCCGACACUAUUGUUUCCAAGGUGCCCCAGGAGCUGCAGGGGCUGGCGGGUACUGUUGCCGGUGGCAUAACGGAUGCGAUCGACACGGGUGUGAAGGAUUUUGCGGAUCAGGCGCCGAAGAGUAAGCGCGGGAUUGAUGCGGGCGCUGUUGUGGUUUGAGGAGUGUGUGGGGGUUUGUUGGAUCCCUUGAGAUUAAGGUAGUUCUCUGAGUGUUUGCUGGCCUGGUGCUUUGCAAAGGAGUGAUGUCUUUAGAGAGAUGAUGUGUGGAGGGAUGUUGUGGAUGAAUUGGUUUGGAUAUAGAUGAAAUGAAGUGCUUAUGGC